CUGACGGGGCAUGUGUAUGUACUGAUGUGCUGCCUCAGCGCUGGACUAUAAGAGGCUUUGAGAGACGGGUUUAGGAGCUAGCAUGGAUUCCACUCUCUGACUCUCCAUCUUUCUCCAUCUGUUAUCGUGUCUCUUUCACUCUGUCUCUAAUUGUUUCAUUUACAUGUGACCAGACCUGUUGAUUAUCAGACGCUGAAAUGGAGGAUGUCAUUACUCAACAUCAGUAUGAAGCAGUCAUUACAACCUGUACAAAUAGGUAAAGAAGAGCACCUGAGGAGCCUAAAUAAAUAUUCAGUGCUGUGGACACAUGGAGCACGCGAUACAAGCCAAGAAUAGAUCAUUUCAGAGACGAGCCUGACAGAGCCACCCCUAGCCUCAGCUCAUUCACAUUUUCUUUUUCUACACUGUGGUUGUAAACAAAUCACUCUGCCUCCCCGGUUCAAAGACUUCCCAAGUCUCCCCUCCCAUCUGUGCCACAGGAACCCCACAGUGCCCCUCAGAGGGGAAAUGCCCAUCUUGCUUAAUGCCGACGCCUCCUUCAGCUCCAAGCAGGAGCUCCUGGACCUUCAGGAUUGCCCUCUCAGCGGGGGCCCCUGCGUGGACACCCCCAGCCCCCCAGAUUCUCAGACAGACAGCCCCAUAGGCUCAGGUCCCAGAAGCCUUGACAGCCCCGGAGCUGAUGGCCCUGUUCGGCCCCCCAUUUUUACUGGGGCUUCCACACUCCCGGGGCAGCUGUACGGGGUGGAAACAAGACCUCAUGCAGAGACUCCACUGGGGUUGAAGCUGAUCUCCACUGACUCAGAUCAGCUAUGCGGCUGGGGGGCUUUGACACCCAAAGCUAUCCAAGUUUUUAACACCCCUCGUUGGGUGCUGUUCUUCCUUUGUGUAGCCUCUUUUCUCCAGGGGAUGAUAAUCAACGGCUUCAUUAACACAGUAGUCACCUCCAUUGAGAGGCGGUUUGACCUGCGCAGCUAUCAGGCCGGCCUCAUUGCCAGCUCCUACGACAUCGCCGCCUGCGUCUGCCUGGCUUUCGUCAGCUACUUUGGAGGGACGGGACACAGACCUCGCUGGCUAGGAUGGGGCGUGCUGAUCAUGGCGCUCGGUUCUCUAGUGUUUGCCUUGCCUCACUUUACCACACCCCCCUACCAGGUCAGUCUGCCCGAGAGAACAGGAAUGUGCUCUGCCAACCGUACCAGCCCGUGCCAGGACAAGGAGGGUGGAGGAUUGUCAAGCUAUCGUUUUGUGUUCAUGCUGGGCCAGUUUCUACAUGGUGUGGGUGCUACACCUCUCUACACCUUAGGGGUCACAUACCUGGAUGAGAACGUCAAGUCCAACUAUGCGCCUGUUUAUAUUGGGAUUUUCUACACAGCAGCCAUUGUGGGUCCGGCAGCAGGCUACCUGCUGGGAGGAUACUUUCUCAACAUUUACACCGAGAUCCACCUGAUGACAGAGAUGACUCCAGAGAACCCUCUGUGGGUUGGGGCUUGGUGGAUCGGCUUCCUAGCAGGAGGAGCAGCAGCUCUGCUGGUAGCAUUCCCCAUCCUGGGCUACCCACGACAGCUUCCAGGCUCUCAGGAGUACGUGGCCAUGCGGGUGUCUGAGGCCCACCAGCUGAAGGAUGGAAGCCACACCACAGCCUCAGACCCUCAGUUUGGCAAAUCAGUCAAAGACAUGCCAAGGUCUGUGCUGCUCCUCUUAAAGAAUCCUACCUUCCUGUUCCUGUGCAUGGCUGGCGCUACUGAAGCCACCCUCAUCGCUGGCAUGUCCACCUUUGGCCCAAAGUUCUUGGAGUCACAGUUCAGUCUCAGUGCAUCAGAGGCUGCUACAUGGUUUGGAUACAUGGUGGUACCAGCAGGUGGCGGGGGCACCUUCCUGGGCGGCUAUAUCGUGAAGAGGCUGAACCUGCGCUGUCGAGGCAUUAUCCGUUUCUGCAUGAUGUGUGCGAUGGUCAGUCUGCUUGCCAUCUUCAUCUUUCUCCUCCACUGCCCCAAUGUGCCCAUGGCUGGUGUCACAGCACCGUACCAGUACGACCUGAUGGAGAAACACCAGCUGGACCAGUACAAAGAGCUGUAUGACAAGCCCAGCAAGCUGCGCCUUAGAAACAGCUCUUAUUUAGAGGAGAACCUGACAGUGGGCUGUAAUGCAGGCUGUAGUUGUGUCAGAGAGCUGUACAACCCGGUGUGCGGGGCAGACGGUGUGAUGUAUUACUCCCCCUGCCACGCUGGCUGCAGCUCCAUCAACCACACUGAACACUCCACAGGCAAACAGGUGUACACUGGAUGCAGCUGUGUCAUCGGGAACGUGUCCUGGGGCGAGGAGGGCUUUGCUCUGACAGGGAAAUGUGGCAGCUCCUGCCACCACAUGCCAGCCUUCCUCUCGUUCCUUUUCAUCAUCAUCUCCUUCACUUUCCUGUGUAGCAUCCCAGCACUCACCGCCACGCUCAGGUGUGUGCCGGACAGCCAGAGAUCCUUUGGACUAGGUAUUCAAUGGAUUGUGGUGCGCACACUUGGUGGUAUUCCAGGACCCAUAGCAUUCGGCUCUGUGAUUGACAUCUCCUGCUUACUGUGGCAGGAUAAGUGUGGAGAGCAGGGCUCCUGCUACCUCUAUCAGAACUCAGCCAUGAGCCAGUACACACUAGUAGCUGGUAUUAUGUAUAAGGUUAUGGGGACAAUCUUUUUCCUGUUAGCCAGCAUCCUGUACCAGCCUCCUCCUGAGUCACCUCAGAGCAGCUGUGAGAGCACCGACCACGGAGUAGGAGACAUGAGCGACCUGCCUGUCAAAGACCUGCCUGAAGAUGGCGUCAUUGUCAAUCUGCAUGCCAGGUUAUGACGUCAGCGACCCCCCGACUGCUGAGUCUCUGUCUGUCUGACUGUGUGUGUGUGUAGGUGCUGCUUAGCGCAGUGUGUGAAUGUGUGUUUGGGUGGUGAUGCGGGGGUGCUUCCUUUAUACCAACAGCCUUCUCUCAGCCAUAAUGACACCACCCUCUACGUACACAUGCAUGCAUGCAAACGCAUGCAAUCAUAUUAAUGUAAUACAGACACGUAAACUCAAAUGGAGGAUGCCUUCACACACACACACACACACACACACACACACACACACAACUUUCUAUAAUACAUGAUGAUUCUAACAUGCUGCUCUCGUGGAAGAAAAUCCUGCUGUGACUACGUGUGUAUAUCUGAGAGUAUGACUGAUAGGCUGGUGCCAGGCAAGUUUUUAUGUGCUAGGAAGCAUUUCUACAGAUAUCUCAACACUAUGUUGAAUCAGUUCAAAUGACUUUUUAGAAUGUAAGUCUGAUGACAUUUCUGUUUCAUAUUUUAUGUCAUUUUCCUUCAAAAGACAAUGAAGACCCAAGUGGUAUGUAUUUAUGUGCCAUGUGUAUGAAGCAUUUAUGAUGUGAAAAAUGGUAUUUAUGUCCAUGCUCUUUUUUUCUGUUCUUUGCCCAUUACUGGAAGAUAGUUACACUGCUGUACUUCCCACUCAGAGAUAAAGCCAUGGUCUUUUAUACAGUAUGAGACCUUCAGGACAGUAAUAACAAAGCCAAAUCAUUUCAUAUCAUAUGUCAUAUUUUAAGCCAAUAGUAUCUAAAGGCACUUAUAUUAAUAUAAUGUGAAUAUAUACUGGUCACAGUACAGCAGCACAAAUAUAUUUUCAAUUAGAAAAGCACAUGCAUAUUUUUGAUUGCUACUUGGACACAUACAGUAUACAAGAUAUUUAUGACCAGUAAUUGGCUUGCAUUAAAAGUAGUAAUACAGAGACGAAAACCACCACGUUGGUGAUCUUUGAAAUAGCUCUUAAUAUAAACAUUGUUCUGUUUGCCAGAGUUUAGUAGAACAAGCUUUGAUGUUUCUCUUCCAUAGAAAUUGCAUAGCUGCACUUUAAAAAGAAAAUAAAGGCGCUGAGAAGCUUGAAAAGUAUGUGUUGGCACAAUUAGGGCCUGGUCACAACAGCUUUUUAAAUGGAGUAGGCAUAGCUGCAACUGAAGCAGGUUCAUGACCCACCCAACAUACCCUUUUAUGCCUCCGCGCCGGUGAUAGCUGUGGCUGUUGUCCAUCAGUCCAUAUGUCAGUAUGUCCAUCUGUCCCAUUUUUGUGAGCCCUCACAAGCCUAUCACACAAACGUCUUGAGGGGAUCUCUUUAAAUUUGGCACAAAUGUCCACUUGGACUCAACAGUGAACUGAUUAGAUUUUGGUGGUCAAGGUGUCUGUGACCUUGCAGCUGUCUCAUUCUCAUGAACCCAAUAUCUCAAGAACACCUUGAAGGAGUUUCCUCAAAUUUGGUGCAAACGGCCGUUUGGACUCAAGAAUGAACUGAUCAGAAUUUGGGGGUCAAAGGUCAAGGUCACUGUAAUCUCACAAAACAUGUUUUUGGUCAUAACUCAAGAAUUCAUAAAAUAAUUAUGACAAAACGUCACACAGAUGUCUAGUUGAAUAUAAUGUUAAAGUGAUGACUUAGAUCCAAAAGGAUAUUUUCACUGUGACAUCAUAAUGUUCUGCAGAAACACUUCUCUGGCCAUUACUCGAUGGAUGUAAACAGUAACUUGCCUGGUUUACCAAGGCAUACAAGGUUGUUGUUUUUUUUGGUGGUGGUGAUUUAUUUUAUUUUUUUGCACUUUUGCGUUUAUUUGAGAGAUGACAGUGGAGAAGCAGACUGAAAACAGGGAAAGAGAGGGAACACAAGCAGCAAAGGUCCCAAGGCUAUAAUUGUGCCUGAGAUGUUGCAGUUACAUGGCGUGCACUGUAACCACUCAGCUACCAGCGCUCCACUCGCCCACCAUACCUACAUGUCAGUUCAUGCACAGGCCUCUUUGCUCCUUGGUCUGAAUGCACAAACCCUGAAGAAAAUGCUAAGUUAGCAUUUCACAGCUAGCUAUAAAGUAGUAGGUUAAAAGAAAGGCUGUUAAGGUUAGGGUAAGGGUAAUGGUUACAUCUCGUUACUCAUACGGUGAAUCACGUCUUCUUGUAUGAUUAAUUAUAAAGUGGAUUAUUGCUGUGUUUUAUUUGUUCACUACAACAUCGAUGAGUUUGUCUUGUACUAGUGGUGGGUGUGGUUUGUAUGGACAUGUCAUGGAAUAUGUCCACAGAUCAACAUGUUGCUUUCAAAUGGCAAAAAUGUUGCAAUAUAAUGAAUUGUUACACUGCGAAGUAAACCAGCGCACAUAUUUUGCUCCACUUUGGGGAACUCUGCCAUGUAAAUUUGCGCCAUGACUAGUCUGAGUGGGCGGAAGUUCGCUGCAUAGAUCAGCCUCUCAUUGGGUGGAACGAGCCACCCGCUGAAGUCCCGCCAUACCACCUCCGGUUGUGUAGCAGUUUUCAACCGUUUUCAACACGUCCUUUACUACCUUUUGCGGUGUUUGAUCUUGCGGGGAUGUAGCCAUUUUUCUGCCAUGGUUCACGUCCUGUAGGUGAUAUUUUUGUGGGCGUGUUACACCAAUAUUUUUGCAAGCACCGUUGCUGUGGCACGCCCAGAACGAUUGUGAUUGGUUGAAAGAAAUACAAGCAGCCAGGGCAUUUUUUUUUCUCCAGUCUUAAAGUUGGCGCAGCCAGACCUUUCUUUUCUUGAGAAAGGUCUGGUGAGCGAGACUAUGCCAUGACUAACCGAAGCUGUCUCUGCAGUGGUGACUAUAGAUGGAACAGAGAAAGUCCAAAGUGGCUGAAGCUAACUUAGCUUAUUAACCAUGUUAAGCUAACAGCUUUUAUAAAGAACCAAAGUACAAAACCUCUUUCAAAAAUCCCAUUGACAUUUAUAAUGACACAAAUAACUAAAAAUCUAGCCAUGAAAGAUCUGCACUUAUUUGCCUUGCCUUGCUGUGCUGCUAUCUACUCAUCACAAUUAUUCAUUAAGUGACAAAAUGUACACAUUUGAAAUGCUGGAGUGACCAUGCCUUUAAGAUGGAUAUUAUGAGAGGUAGCUUAUGAGUUGGAGCUGCCCAGGACAAUGCACAAUUGGCUGAACAUGCAGUUUAACAAAUCAGCAUCGUUAUUUGGAACUAAUUAUCACCUACUUAUUACAAAUGUGCAAAUGUGCCAAAGCAGUUUUGCCUAACAACUCUUGUGUUUUAUUUUUUAUCAUUGACCUUAUUUAUGCAAAUUAUUAAUUUAUAAAAUUUCAGCUUUUUUUUUUUUUUUUUUUUUUUUUGCAUUCACUGUGAUGAUAAAAGGAAUGCUGCCCUGGCUCUCCUCCUGCCACCCUUUGUCCAAUGAAACUCCUCUCCUUGUCUUUAUUAUUUAUGUGACGUGAAACACAAGUUGACAAUCUGCUAUAUGUUGCCUGUGUUGUUGUCAUGUACUUUGCUCAUGUAAGAAUUGACCUUAAAGGGAUAGUUCACCCCCAUAUCAUAAUACAUACAUUUCCUCUUACUUGUAGUGUUAUUUACUGAACUAUGUCUGCCAACUAUAUCACUUCACAGAAGGAAGCAUCUACUCAUGGACGAGAGGCUGGUGCUUGUGAGAUGUAAAUAAUGGUAUCCUCCUCAACUGAGCUAUAAUUCACAACUCACAACAAACUGCAAUCUAGAUUAAUAAAUAGCACUGCAGGUAAGAGGAAAAAUAUGUAUUUGUGAUUUUGGAGUUGAACUGCCCCUUUAACACCCUCCAGCUAAUGUUGACGAGUUUAAUCUCCAUGUGAAUGUGUAAAUGCAGUCCUCCUAAGUGUGCUUUCAAUCAGUGCUGAGCUUUGAGGAACCACUCUGUAAAUUGAUUUAUAUUCCUUUUUUAUUUUGUUUUUUGGUACUGUAUGAUUUUUUAAAAAAAAGCAGUGGACUUGAAAUCAAUGAUCUUUUUAUGGAAUGAUUCAAAGAUGUCAAGUGUUUUCUAAUUACAAUAGCUAAACAGUG
This is a messenger RNA of Epinephelus fuscoguttatus (brown-marbled grouper), 6835 nucleotides long. It is a transcript of the gene slco4a1, whose product is annotated as solute carrier organic anion transporter family, member 4A1. Gene Ontology annotation, biological process: sodium-independent organic anion transport; transmembrane transport. The transcript is spliced from 12 exons. NCBI's taxonomy places the organism in Eukaryota, Metazoa, Chordata, Actinopteri, Perciformes, Serranidae. Gene Ontology annotation, cellular component: membrane. The record is from RefSeq and is a predicted model, not a curated record. Bases 508 to 2829 code for a protein of 773 amino acids. Gene Ontology annotation, molecular function: protein binding.